AUGGCUACCCCCAGUGUCCUUACCUUUGAUACUGAGGGUCGUGCUGUUGACUUUGAGGUCUGGGUCGAUGACCUCCAGCUGUUCUUACAGUGCGAUAGGGCAGACGGACUCUCCCUGUUCGAUCUCACGUCUGGUGUCUCUCCUGCCCCGCCUGCUACUGCUGACAGCACUGUUCGCUCACAGUGGGCCACGCGCGAUGCUGCUGCACGUCUUGCUGUGCGUCGCCACUUACCGACCACUGAGCGAACGCACUUUAGCCAGUACAAGAGUGCUAAGACCUUGGAACACUUCCUCUCGGUUUGCCCCACCACACUCACCGUUGACCUCCUCGAGGAGCGCCUCCUAGCAGCAGAGAAGAGCAUAGUCGUUGUAGGAGCCUCUCGUGGUGACCCUCGCACCCCCGUCUUUGAGGGGUGUUCUCCCUCUCCCCUCUUGCCCUCUGUUGCUUCUACUGCUUCGGCCGACCUCGUUGGCUUCGAGUCGGUCGGCGCUGCGUCUGCCCCUAGCGGGAAACGCCGCACCGGCAAGGGCAAGGGGGACAAGGGCGCUUGGGGAGCUAGUGGGGGCGGUGGAGGUGGUGGUGGAGGCACUGGAGGGGGUGGGGGUGGUGGUGGGAGUGGUGGCGGGGGUGGAGGUGUCGGUGGCAGCAGUGGAGGCGGAGGAGGCGGCUGUGAGGAUCUAGGAUCGAGCUCAAAAAAGGGAAUGUGA
This is a messenger RNA of Closterium sp. NIES-65, 708 nucleotides long. The record is from the annotation of a GenBank genome assembly. NCBI's taxonomy places the organism in Eukaryota, Viridiplantae, Streptophyta, Zygnematophyceae, Desmidiales, Closteriaceae.